GAAUCAAAGGUGCGGUGGGGCGCUAUUGUGGUGGGAAGCAUGCAUUUGUGUAUAUAGAAAUACACAUAUACGUGUGUGAGUGCACGUAUGUGUUCGUGCUGUUGCCCGUCAUUCGACGGAUGUGUCACUGCCUGCUCUACUUACCAUGGUUCACACAGUGCCUUUCGCUCUCUUACUGAUCAUCCUCCCUUCCCUUGUCGUGCUUCGGUUUGCUCGACACCAGGGGGAUCGCGAGGGAAAUGACGUCUGUUUCCUCGCACUCAUCCUCCUAAGCCACCGCGUCCUGUUCAUCCUCGUAUUAUUCCUCCUCGUUAUCCUUCUUAUCAUGUGUUUGCCCUCAUCAUCAUCAUCCUGUAGCUUCCUUCUCGUCAUCCUCCUUCUUCUCUCUCUCCUAUCCUCCUGUCCGUCGACUCCUUCUUUCUCGCCAUCCACCUUCCGCCCUCCAUUCCUCUCCCUCCACUCCUUGGAGGACACCAUCCGCCCUCCCUGAAGGACAUUCCGAAGCGCACAAGGCUGGCCACGAUGGAGGCGGGGUCGAGGCACGGGUUGGGCCAGUCAAUGCAUUGAUGUAGCGGUUUGGAUGCGUCCACCUAUACAGGGCGUCAUGCAACCGAGGUUUUUCAGGAAUUCCGUCUCUUGGGACAGGCAGCAGGAGUUAAUUUGAGGCAGGGCAGGUCCCAGAAGGCUCAGCUCAGCACAAGCGCGGCCAGGAUCUCAGGAUGAUUGUGUCAAAACCCAACGGCGUUGCCGCCAUUUCUGCUCAGGCUAGCUAGGCCACAAAAGUUCCACGUUACACGGCUAGGCGUUUAUGCUUCGUCUCGGCGAGGGGGGAAUCCAGUCUUAUCUCCACAUCCAUCGUUUCCCUCUUGUCCAGCCUCUCAUCUUCCGAGCAGUCUUGCGCUGCCCCGUUUUGCCAGAGGAGCUCGAGAGCCGGUUCCGCAACCGCAUACGCGAGCAGAAGUUGGAGAACGCGCGCAUCGUGAAGGCCAACGUGCCCUCAGUCGGCGGAGCAGUGGUGGACCCUAUCCAGAGGCACGUGGGCAGGCGCUUGCUGCGGCAGCGCGUGAAGAUCCAGGCGGGGCUCGAGGACGACGCCCUCCACCGGAACAGCGCGCAGAUCUUGUAUGAGUUCCUUCGCGGAGUGUCCAUCAGCAUUGUGAAGGAUGUGCGUGCCAAGCGGCCACGGCAGACGCAAGAGGUCUACUAUCAAUCGGGCCUGACGUCCUCCCACGACCCAGCGUGGGUGCAGCGACAAUUGGAGGUGCUAGCCCCCAAGCUGCGGUCGCAGCUCGCCACGAAGGUUAACAUGGGCCAGACGCCUAACAUCAAGUUCGUGCCGCAAGCCGCCUCGCAGGAGCUCAAAAGGACGGAGUACUUGUGGCAGUUCGCCAAGAAGCUGCAGGACGAGGCUCACAUGUCCCACCACCACCACCACCACAACGACCACCACCACCACCACGGCGCCACCCAG
Molecule: messenger RNA, 1471 nt
Organism: Prorocentrum cordatum
Lineage: Eukaryota; Dinophyceae; Prorocentrales; Prorocentraceae
Source: the annotation of a GenBank genome assembly